AUGGGCUCAGGUGGUCUUGAUCUGGACGGGGACGGGAGGCUUCUUUCCAUGCGGGCCCGGCGGGAAACGGGGGGUCCUCCCGGCUGGGGCCCGAACCGACAGAGACGAAAGACCCCCCAGCAUCUUCCGCCGGUGCUGAGGCAGCAGCCAACGAGCGAAACAGGCGGGCCGCCUGCCAGAUGCCCCGCGCUGGACUGGCGCCAGCUGGAGGGUCAGCCGGGUCGCAAACAGCCCACCGUCUCUCGCGGAGGCGGGCAGAGCGCUGGCGCCACGAGCCCCCACGCGCAGCCCAGAAAGGGUCCUUCACGCAAAGCGACCGGCAGGCAUCCUGCGAAGAAGCCAAAAUGUGAGAAGAGAAGCGUGGCCAAGCUGGAGAAGAGAGGAGCCGAUGGUGGGCCAGCGGGGAAAGCCAUCUCGAGGGCGACGCUGCUGGGCCUCCGGAUGAUGCUGCAGAGCGAGGAGAAGGGGGCUCCCGAAGCAGCCACAGACGCGCUGGAGGACCGCCGGGACCUCUGCAUGGAACCGCUGGAGCCAGAGCCCCGCAGGCCUGAUGCCUUCCAGACCCACCUCCCGGAGGAGGAGGAGGAGGAGGAGGAGGAGGAGGAAGAUGGCGACAAAGAGGAAGGAGAAGAGGGGAUCUACGCCACCGGGUUGUCCACCCCUUUGGAGAUGGAGCCAGAGGGGAUGCAAAACCAACCGGUGGAGCUGGAUAACAGCAUUUUCUUGAAUGAGGACAGUAACCAGCCAUUGCCAAUGGACCGAUUCUUCGGCAGCGUGGCCUUCACGCAGGAUCUCCCACCUGCUCCUCUCUCACGGGCCAACGUCAGCAGGCGAGAGUUCCGAAAAAUGCACUUCAUUGCCAAAGAUGAGGAUGAUGACAGUGACGAAGAGGUCAUUUGAAGCCAGCAAGAGCCCAUCUUAUGUUACUGCCUGUUUUCCAGGUGCAACACAGACUAAAAAGUGUUCCUUGCCAUUGUGGCCUCUUCUCAAGGUGCGUUCUUCAGAAAGAAUCACCCCGUGGUAUGGCUGUUGGGCUACUCUCAGACAAAGGUGCCCAUUUUUGGCAAGGUCCCUCAGCCACAGUGCCUGCUUGGUGCCACAGAGGAGACCAUUCGUGUCUUAGAGAAAACAGCAGCCUUUGACCUGACGACAACCACAACUCUCCCUGUUACAUAAGAAACACGGGCAAUUCUUCACCCACGUGGCAGUGGGUUUCUUUGUUUGGGACGUCCCGAUCAGAUUUGGAAACAGGCAAUCCCUCAGUCUGGCGUUAGCCAUGAGAAUUUGAUAACGCAUUCAGCGCUGGGACCUGCGGUGAUGGGAAGGAGGAACCUAGACUGUCUUGUAAGCUUGGGAUCCUCCCGAAGGUGGUCUGGCUAUGACGUCUGCCACCCCUGGGUUGAUUCCGCCAAUCUGGUUGGCCAUCUCUUCUGAAAGGGGGCAUGCAGUGGAAGAAGACCACAGUCCCAAAUGGGAGCCUCUUGUUCUUCAGACAAGGGAAUAUGCCGGCUUCAAACAAGCUUUAGCUCCACCCCACCAUCGGAGGUUGUAGCGCUUUCUAAAGACAUCCUCUCCGGCCAUGAAUGAAUUAGGAGCUUCUGAACCCUUGGCCCUUGAUGUUCAAGAGGAAGAACGACACUUUUUUCUGAAGUCCUCUUAGCACUCUGGGCUGCCUGGUUUGGGAAUCAAAAAUCUGGACCGGGAGAGCACUUGGCAAUCUCUGAGGAGCACUAAAGGGAUUACAGGAUCCUAUAGCCAUCAGCUCUUUGCAAAGCAACGUGCAGCAGAAGGGUGUGUUGUCAGCCCUGCUUCUGUGUCCUUAAAUAAAUGUUGGUGCCCUCCUGGCUCGCAGGUCA
This is a messenger RNA of Python bivittatus (Burmese python), 1856 nucleotides long. Lineage: Eukaryota; Metazoa; Chordata; Lepidosauria; Squamata; Pythonidae. The record is from RefSeq and is a predicted model, not a curated record.